UAAGAGUUAUCAAGAAUCCUAUUGCUAAUUAACCUUUCUAUAUUCCUCAUAUUACGUUCGUUAAUAUAAAGCAGACAGUUAGAGUAAUUAUAAACACGAGCUCGGGAAAAAGAUCGAUGUCUUGCCCGGCGGCGGCGGCGGCAUCAGAAGCGACGCCGUCGAGAUCAAGAAAGGAGAGAUGGUGGGUGAAGGUAAUGGACAAGGAAGAAGUCAAGAAUCAGAUUUGGUUCGCCCUUCCCAUGAUUCUCACCAACGCCUCUUUCUAUUUCAUCACUCUCGUCUCCGUCAUGUUCGCCGGCCACCUCGGUCAGCUUUCGCUCGCCGCCGCUAACCUCGCUAACUCAUGGUCAUGCGUCUCCGGUCUCUCAUUCAUGGUAGGACUAAGUGGUGCACUUGAGACAUUAUGUGGACAAGGAUAUGGAGCAAAGAUGUACAGAAUGAUGGGGAUUUACCUUCAGACUUCUUGCAUCAUAUCACUACUUUUCUCUGUAAUAAUUUCUGUAGUUUGGUGGUUUUCUGAACACAUCUUAGUUCUACUGAAACAAGAACCAGAAAUAGCUAAACUGGCCGGCCUCUACCUCAAGUUUCUCAUACCUGGAUUGUUCGCCUAUGGCUUUCUGCAAAACCUGCUCAGGUUUAUGCAGACACAGAGAGUCGUUUUGCCUCUGGUCUUGAGCUCAAUGGUCCCGCUGGCUAUCCAAGUCGGGCUCACUCACGUUUUGGUUCGGUUAACAAGCCUCGGUUUCGUUGGCGCUCCGUUGGCUGCCUCGAUUUCGUUGUGGAUAUCGUUUCUUAUGUUGGGUUUCUAUGUGUUGUAUUCGGAGAAGUUCAAGAAUACAUGGGAGGGAUUUUCUUCUGAGUCAUUUGUUCAUCUCUUUACUACUAUGAAGCUGGCUUUGCCUUCUGCUGCUAUGGUGUGUGUGGAGUAUUGGGCUUUUGAGGUUCUAGUGUUGCUGGCAGGCCUUAUGCCAAACUCGCAGAUAACAACUUCACUUAUUGGAAUGUGUGUGAACACAGAAGCCAUUGCCUACAUGAUCGCAUAUGGUCUUAACGCAACUGCAAGCACGAGAGUGUCCAAUGAGUUGGGAGCGGGAAAACCCGAGCGAGCUAAGCAUGCGGUGACAGUGACUUUCAUGCUGUCUUUCAUUCUGGCUUCGGCAACGGCUCUUUCUCUGAUCAUUGGUCACAAUGUUUGGGCUGGCCUCUUUAGCAAUAGUUCUGUUGUCAUAUCAAAAUUUGCUUCAAUGACACCCUUUCUUGUUAUCUCAUUCAUCUUUGAUUUUUUCCAAGGAAUCUUAUCAGCGGUGGCUAGGGGAUGCGGAUGGCAGCACUUGGCCGUGUGCAUAAACUUGGGAUCAUAUUAUGUCGUUGGGUUGCCAAUUGCAGCACUCUUGGCUUUCAAGUUCCAUCUCUAUGCUAAGGGGUUGUGGAUUGGCUUGAUAUGUGGUCUGGCUUCUCAGUCAUGUGGUCUGUUGUUGCUAUCUAUCUUCACCAAAUGGGACAGAGUUGAGAUCUCAACUAGCUCUGAUGAAGAGAAAGCAUUGCAUGCUGAAUCAAUAUGAGACUUCCCUAUAGAUGGAUUAGAAGUUUAGAACUACUAUCAUCUUGUAUUCUUGUAUGUGAUAUUGAUAAACAAAAUUGUUAGUGAUAUCAGUGUGUACAAAAAAAAUCGAAAAAAUAUGAUUUAUGUGGGGUGUAGUUUUGUAAUUACUCCCUCCAUGUCAAAAACCAAAGAGUUGAGAUGCUAAUGAACCAAUUAUG
Cuscuta europaea is the source of this 1761-nucleotide messenger RNA. NCBI's taxonomy places the organism in Eukaryota, Viridiplantae, Streptophyta, Magnoliopsida, Solanales, Convolvulaceae. The record is from the annotation of a GenBank genome assembly.